CGCCCUCAAACGUGUCGUACAAUCCACCAGAAAAAGUUUAAUGGCCACCUAUGUAAUUGCAAAUGGCUGACAUCUCAAUAGAGGAUGGGCCUUGAUUUCCUAUGCGUGAAACUAACGGUUCAAAAAAUGUCGUGUAGUGCCGACGCGUGUUAUUUUUAACAGUGAUUUUCAUUGGGAUUAUCGUUAUCGUUUUACGCGUCGAAACGACAAUUGGGUAAGUGUGACAAAGUACGCGGGAAAAAAUGACUCGUGGCCGGAGACACGCGCCCUCAGUUAAACUGAUCCGGUAACCGUUUCCGAGCACGUAAGCGUGUGGAAUUUCGAAUAAAUCGAUAGCAUUGUGAUUCUACGUGAUCGAGAUCCGAGAAUUUCGUCUAUUAUGUGAAGUGUAUCGUGAUAUCGUCAGUAAAAAUACUUUGUACGGGCUGUAACGUGUAUAAUCACGAGGAGAAGGAAUAACAGACAAGGACCAUUUGAUACAAAAGAAAAAGAUCACAAUGCCUGCCGUGAGCAUUUGUGAUCCGGUAGCGGCCACACUCCGCCGUACUUUGGAUACGAGUCAAUCCAAAACGUCAGAUGACUUAUCAGCAAAUUUAGUUGGUAGUGCAUCUAGGAUCCUACAAUCAGAAAUUCAAUAUACGGAAGCGGAUGAUUAUCAAACAACAAUUCUGGAUCAACUCAAAGCCAAAUACAUUGUGUUAAGCUUACCAAACUCAGAAAAUUCUGAGGAUAAAGUGAAAGACAAUGGGAAUUAUGGAAAGAAAAAUGAAAAAUUACCUAAGGGGCCGAGUUUACCAGAACCAACUACUACUCUUUAUUCCUCAAAGAAAGUCACUUUAGGAUGGAAAGGCACAUUUCCUGUUGGAGCGGGCAUGUACAAUGUUGGAAAUACUUGUUAUUUGAAUAGUACACUUCAAGCAUUGUUUCAUGUACCAGCACUUGUUAACUGGUUAUUAUCAGAUACACACCACACAUCAAAAUGUGAACAAAAUGAUGCAGGUGGAGAGUGCCUUACCUGUGCAGUGGCAAAGACUUUACAAUUUAGUCACCAAAAGUCUGGAUGUGCUAUUAAGCCAUUUUAUAUAUACAAUAAAUUGAAGCUCAUUUGCCGAACCAUGGUGCCAGGGCAACAAGAAGAUGCUCAUGAAUUUUUACGUUAUUUAUUAGAAGGCAUGGAGAAAGCUUAUUUAGCAAGGCACAAAGCUAGUAAAUUAGACAGUUACUCUAAAGAGACAACUCCUAUUAAUCAAAUUUUUGGUGGUUAUAUUCGUACCGAAGUAAAGUGCCUACAGUGUCGGCAUGUUUCUACUACAUUUCAGCAUUUUCAGGACUUACUGGUAGAUAUACGGAAAGCAAGUACUCUAGAUGAAGCAUUAAGUAGUUAUUUUAGUCGAGAACAGUUAGAUAACAAUGAUUACAAAUGCGAAGCUUGUAAAAGAAGAGUUCCUGCCACAAAACAGUUCAGUCUAGAACGACCUCCCAAAGUACUUUGUGUACAGUUGAAGAGGUUUAGCGUUCUAGGUGGAAAAAUAUCGAAACAUAUAGGUUUUAAACAGGCUAUUGAUAUGGGUCCUUAUCUCUGGAGGGAACCAGGGGAGCCUGUACAACCGCUAACAUACAAACUGACAUCAAUAGUGACGCAUAUGGGUCCAUCAGUGAAUUGUGGCCAUUAUACUGCGGUUGCCAAGGUUUCAACGGGUCAUUACUAUUCUUUUGAUGAUUCUUGUGUUCGUCCAAUUAGUUUGAGUAAUGUAUUGAGUACAAACGCAUAUAUAAUGAUUUUUGAGAUGGAGCAAUUGACACAAUCUCAGGUACAGAAUCAACAGACUGUUAAAUUAAAUGGUACAUUGACUGUAAACAAUACAUUGUCCUCACCUGGAAGUCCUAUGAAUAGAACGAUAAGUCCUAAAGCGUCAACGUCUGGAUUGAUAACAUUAAAUGGAUCGAUGAAUGGCACGUUGACUAUUAAAGAAUGUAGCGAAAAUUCGGAGACUAGUUCUCAAGUGUCAGUGAAUAAAAAUUCAGAUGCACAGUUUUCCACACAAAAAGUAACCAAUUUUAUUGGACCACAGUUGCCACAGAAAUUGCAAGACAAAACGCAACCGAGGUUAAUUAUGCAUAUUAAAAAUGGAAAAAUUUUGAAUGAAAAUAGUUUGGUACCUUAUGACGGAUCUAGCGAAGAAGAAGAUGCUAAUUUCACUGGAUCAGUAAAAAAUAAAAUAAACUCAAAUAUCACGUCGAAACCAAACACUUCUCCUACUGGCACUAACGGUGUCCAAAAAGGAUGUUCAGUAAAAAGUAAUUCACCUAAAACGGUUCUUGUCACAAAGGACGUACAAAAAUCAGUAUCGAAGACUAAUGGUAGUAAUGUUUUGCAAAAUCAAAGUAAUGUAGUACAAUGUACAAAAACGCAAAAUGGUUCUAGCUGUAGUACCGUUACCAGUCUGAAAAAGUAUCAGAAUGGUCAAUUGGAAGCAAAUGGUAAAAUGGAAUGCAACAAAGUGGAAAAUAGUAAGAGUAAGUGGCAUCAGUCUGUUAGAAUAAAGACUGGACAAGAUGAGAAAGUUAUCACAAAAGCAGCAACUAGUAUGAAAGGAUGGCAAGUUUCGAAGGACACAUUUUCUCCUGCGUCGACUGCGGCACCUAAUGGGUGGUCCGUUACGGAUAAGGAAGACAUUAAUAAGAUUAGUCAUAAUAACACUACCCCCAGUGCUGCGGCCUUAAGGGAUUUCAAUGGAACGAACCAUUCGGAGACAGUUUCACAUUUAUUGAAGAUGUCUCACCGCGGUUAUGGUAGUUCUACGGUGUUAAAUUGGAACGGAAACAGAACGCAUUUAGAUCGAGAGGUAGACAACGACAGAAGAGAAGAACGUAAACGUCAUUUUAAUACAAACGACGACGAUAUAGAUCGUGGUCGAGUGAAGAAGGUGAAGGAUCACCGAACAUAUGAAGACAGAAGUAACACGGGCUACAAUCCUUUCCAAGAGUACCAAAACGGUAAAACGUGGGACCGGUCUCUUAAUAAUUAUCAUCGGAGACAGUAUUACAACACUUCUACCCAUAGUCGACAACGGCAUGGUAGACAAUACAGAUCAGCACAUUACAGAUACCAUAGUCAUUCUCGAGCACACUGGCAACGGGAAUAAAAUAAAAAGAGAAUUAUUAUUGAAAGAAGAAAAGAAAUUUAAAAAGCAAUCCGAUAUCAAAAGACUUUGUUAGUUCUUCUAUUGCUAAAGCAAAUUGUAAUUUUUUCAACAUGUUGAUGCGAAAACGUGGAAGCGACUAAUGCUAAUUUAGACAAUUGACGUUGGAACUAAAUAUUCAAUAUUUAAUUGUAAAGGGUUCAAACUGCAUGAUAACAGUCUUGUACGUUCCUGAGAGUGACUUAAAAGUACUCUGACGUCGUUUUGUAGUUUACUCUGUGUCCAUGGACAUUGUACUACACAGAACAUGGGGGAUGAGUAUCAGUAACUCUGCCAAUCUUGUGUUCAAAAUGAAUAAAAUUAACUUUUGAACGUUAUUGAUUUAGUCUUGUACGCGUAAUAUUGGAGGAAUGGAUGAAUGAUUGCUAUGGUGUUUAAACGUUACAUUAGUAAUUUUUAAAUAUACCGAUAAGAGUUUUA
Molecule: messenger RNA, 3623 nt
Organism: Megalopta genalis
Lineage: Eukaryota; Metazoa; Arthropoda; Insecta; Hymenoptera; Halictidae
Gene: scny
Product: ubiquitin specific peptidase 36
Biological process (GO): regulation of apoptotic process; protein deubiquitination
Cellular component (GO): cytosol; nucleus
Molecular function (GO): cysteine-type deubiquitinase activity
Source: RefSeq, a predicted model, not a curated record